This is a messenger RNA of Erinaceus europaeus (western European hedgehog), 3115 nucleotides long. RefSeq names its product zinc finger protein 585A-like. Lineage: Eukaryota; Metazoa; Chordata; Mammalia; Eulipotyphla; Erinaceidae. Bases 1 to 3111 code for a protein of 1036 amino acids. Gene Ontology annotation, molecular function: DNA-binding transcription repressor activity, RNA polymerase II-specific. Gene Ontology annotation, biological process: negative regulation of transcription by RNA polymerase II. The record is from RefSeq and is a predicted model, not a curated record. The transcript has 3 exons.
AUGGGGGACGGUGGCUUCCGUGGACUGGUGAGGAGGUCGCGAGAGAGUGUGUGUCUGCAGGACCUGGGAUUUCCCCUGAGGCGGGCGCUGUGGGCGAGUGCGGGUGGGGUAGAGAGAGUUCUGACCAGGUGUCACCUGUCCCUGUCGCAUCAGGACCCCGUGGCAUUUAAGGAGGUCGUUGUGCACUUCUCCUGCGGGGAGUGGAGGCUCCUUGAUGAGACCCAGAGACGCUUAUACCUCGAUGUGAUGCUGGACAAUUACACGCUCGUCUCUUCACUGGGUUGCUGCUGUGGAGCAGAGCGUGCAGAGGCCCCCUCUGAACAGAGCCUCCCUGUCAGCACGUUUCAAACCCAGGCUCCCAGGCCAUCCGCAACUGCCUCAUCUUCCCAGAAGACCCACCCCUGUGAGAUGUGUGGUCCAGUCUUAAGAGACAUUUUCCACCUGGCAGAGCAACAGGGCGCGCUGCACAGGCAGAAGCUGGUCAGAUGUGGAGCGUGUGUGAAGAGGUUUCAUCUCAGUGCGAGCCAUCAACAGCGCCAGGAGCAGCACGUGGAAGAGAAACCCUUUAGAAGCCGUGUGGACCAGGCCUCGCUGGGGAGAGUCUUCAAUGGCCAGGCGUCAGAGGUGCCCUGUGCCCGCGAGGACGACUCCAAGGACUGCAUGACCACCUCAGCCCCUCUCCACCCACAGAACGCUCAGGGUGGAGAGACGCUAGACAGAACCACCCAAUGCAGGGCAGCUUCACAGAGCAGCAAGAGUCCCUGCACGUGGCAGCAGCACAAGAGAGUUUUUGGUCCCAAGCGCACACUUGUCCCUGAUGUGGGUGUCCACGCUGGCAGACAGUGUUUUGUGUGCGGUAUGUGCAGGAAAACAUUCAGAUACAAAUCCUCACUUGUGGUGCACCAGAAACUCCACACUGGAAAGAGACCUCGUGAGUGUGGUGAUCGUGACAAGCCCUUUAAGCAGAGCUCAGUGCCCAUUCGGCAUCAGAGAAUUCACUCUGGAGCAAAGCAGUUCAAGUGCAGCAAAUGUGGGAAAGCCUUCAGCCAGAGGUCUCUGCUUCUCUGUCCCCAGAGGUGGCACUGCGGAGAGAACAGUUCUGUGUGUAGUGAAUGUGCUGGACCGUUUAGCUCCGCGUUCGUCCGACAUAGGAGAGCACAGGCUGUGGGGAAGGCUUACAAGUGCGGCGACUGUGGGAAAUCUCUUACUUCUCUGUCUGCCCUGAGUUACCAUCAGAAAUCUCACACGGGGGAAAGACCUCACAAGUGCGCCGAGUGUGGGAAGGCUUUUAUCUCUAGAGCUGACCUCCGUUAUCACCAGAGAGUUCAUUCUGGAGACAGACCUUUUGAGUGCAGCGAGUGCAGGAAGUCCUUCAUCACUCGGACAGCUCUCCGCUAUCAUCACAGAGUCCACACUGGAGAGAGGCCUUACGGCUGUGCUGAGUGCGGGAAGUCCUUCACUCGAAGAAAUAACCUGAUCAUACAUGUCAGAGUUCACUCGGGAGAAAGGCCCUUCGAGUGCAGUGACUGUGGCAAGUCUUUCACCUUCAGCUCCAGCCUCCGCUACCACCAGAGAGUCCACUCCGGGGAGAAGCCUUACGAGUGCAGCGAGUGCGGGAAGUCUUUCAACAAUAGGUGGACGCUCGUUCGGCACCGGAGAAUCCACACGGGAGAGAGACCCUACGUGUGCAGCAGCUGUGGCAGGUCGUUCACCUGCAGCUCCACCCUCCAGUAUCAUCAGCGGGGCCACCUUGGGGAGAGGCCCUACAGGUGCGGCGAGUGCGGGAGGUCCUUCACCACCGGCUCUGCCCUGCGCUACCAUCAGAGCGUUCACUCGGGAGACAGGCCCUACGCGUGCAGGGAGUGCGGGAAGUCCUUUAUCUCCAGGUCUGACCUCCAUUACCACCAGAAGGUUCACACAGGAGAGCGGCCCUUUGAGUGCAGGGAGUGUGGGAAGGCCUUCAUUAGAAGAAACAACCUUGUUCUGCACCAGAGAAUCCACACAGGAGAAAGGCCUUACGAGUGCAGCGAGUGUAAGAAGUCCUUCAACAACAAGUGGACACUCAUCCAGCACCAGAGGGUCCACACGGGAGAAAAGCCCUACAGGUGUGGUGAGUGCGGGAAGUCUUUCACCUGCAGCUCCACCCUCUGUUACCACCAGAGGGCUCACGCGGGGGAGAAGCCCUAUGAGUGCAGUGAGUGUGGGAAGGCUUUCACGUCCAGCUCCACACUCCGCUAUCACCAGAGAGCUCACACGGGGGAAAGGCCCUACAAGUGCCGGGAGUGUGGGAAGUCGUUCACUUUCAGCGCCAGCCUGCGUUACCACCACCGAGUGCACAGUGGAGAGAGGCCUUAUGAGUGCGGCCAGUGUGGGAAGUCCUUCAAGGACAAAUCCCAGUUCAACAAGCACCAGAGAGGUCACACUGGAGAACGGCCUCACACGUGUAGUGAGUGCGGGAAGUCCUUUAUCCACAAGUCUUCUCUCUCAAUUCACCAGAAAAUCCACAACAGAGACAGGUCUCACGAGUGCAAGGCCUGUGGGAAAUGCUUCACCUCCCUCUCUGGCCUUGCUUACCAUCAGAGAGUCCACAGAGGAGAAAAGCCGUACGCGUGUGGUGAGUGUGGAAAGUCCUUCACCAACAGCUCCAUCCUGAUCCGACACAGGAGAGUCCACACGGGUGAAAGGCCCUACGUGUGCGGCGAGUGCGGGAAGGCUUUCACCAGCAGCGCCACCCUCUCUUACCACCAGAGGGCUCAUGCGGGGAGGAGACCCUACGAGUGUGGCGAGUGCGGGAAGUCGUUCACCUCGAGCUCCACUCUGCGCUACCACCAGAGAGUCCACUCUGGAGACAGGCCCUACGAGUGCAGCGAGUGUGGGAAGGCUUUCAUCACCAGCUCGAAACUGCGCUACCACCAGAGGGUCCACACCGGCGAGAGGCCCUACGAGUGUGAGGAGUGUGGGAAGUCCUUCCGGGACAGCUCACAGUUCAGUCAGCAUCGGCGAGGCCACGCCGGAGUGAAACGUUACGAGUGCACUGAAUGCGGGAAGUUUUUUAUGCGGAAAUCCACCCUCUCUCAGCACCAGCGAGUCCACACAAGAGAAAGACCCUAGAUGU